AUGAGAAUCAGGCAAAUAAAGCCAGAAGAUCGAAAAAGGAGAUCUGCUAUGAAGUCUCAAGAGGGUCGGCAGUGGAACAAUCGAUGGGCCUACCCUGACGAUGACAAGGAAAGAGAAAUAUUAGAUAUGUGGAAUACAUGUGACGACCCUUUAAAUUCUAUUCAAGAUCUAUCAUCCACGGAUAUGGCAGAAAUUCCUUUUAAUUUGGAUGAUUACAUUAAACAUUUUAAUGGUCAAAAACCCGAUGUCAAAGGGAAAUCUACCAAUGGAGUUUGCGAUUGGUUACGAUCUCUUUCUCUCAAUGAUUUACCGACUAAACCACCACAAAUGCCUUUGAAAUCUCCUGAUAAUGAUGAUAGUUCAAUGGCUCCGGAACAUCAGACAAAGCAUGUAGUAUACAGAUUGGUUUAUGAAAAAAGUGCUUAUGACGAGCAGAAUUAUAAAUGGGAAGUUAGUGAAGAAACAAGUAAAAAGGUUGACAAAAAGCCACCAAGAGUUAUGGCUGAGUCUGAAAUGUUAAUCAACUUUGAGGAAAGCAAAAAGGUUGACAAAAAGCCGUCAAGAGUUAUGGCUGAGUCUGAAAUGUUAAUCGACUUCGAGGAAAGCAAAAAAGUUGGCAAAAAACCGUCACAAGUUAUGAAUGAGUCUGCAAUGUUAAUUGACCUCGAGGAAAUGACCGAGUCUGUAAUGUUAAUUGAUCUCGAGGAAAAGAACGAACUUCCAAUGGCACCAACACAUAAAAUUUCUGAUGAUCUCAGAUCAUUGGACAUGGAUCAAUGGCAUAAAUUUUUUGCAAGACACUAA
This is a messenger RNA of Cetraspora pellucida, 804 nucleotides long. The record is from the annotation of a GenBank genome assembly. NCBI's taxonomy places the organism in Eukaryota, Fungi, Glomeromycota, Glomeromycetes, Diversisporales, Gigasporaceae.